Messenger RNA from Corylus avellana, 1733 nucleotides. RefSeq names its product Pyridoxal phosphate (PLP)-dependent transferases superfamily protein. Gene Ontology annotation, molecular function: L-kynurenine:2-oxoglutarate transaminase activity; pyridoxal phosphate binding. NCBI's taxonomy places the organism in Eukaryota, Viridiplantae, Streptophyta, Magnoliopsida, Fagales, Betulaceae. The record is from RefSeq and is a predicted model, not a curated record. Gene Ontology annotation, biological process: biosynthetic process. Gene Ontology annotation, cellular component: cytoplasm.
GAUGAUUAGUGCUUAGUGGUGUCUAUGCUCUUUGAAGUUAGUUCGCUAUAAAACCCUAAAGAAGAUCCGACUGUAUCUGCCAUGCAGGUCCAAUGCACCUGGACAUGCCCUGGAAUUCGGUUCAGGCAAUCCACAGUGCUCUACUUUUCAAAGCAUUUGCGUAGUCUCCACGUCGAUAGUGUUCGGAGAGGAAGAGAAAGGGGGAGCAGUGGUUACCCAUCUUUUGUGGCCACCAUGUCUGCCGUUUCGACAGAGAAAGAUGCCGUUUCGACUCAUAACGGAUCGACCCAGAAGACCCCUCAGCCUUUGCAGGUUGCAAAGCGCUUGGAGAAGUUCAAAACUACAAUUUUCACACAAAUGAGUAGUCUCGCCAUCAAGCAUGGAGCGAUAAACCUCGGCCAAGGCUUUCCCAACUUUGAUGGUCCUGAGUUUGUAAAGGAAGCGGCAAUCCAAGCCAUUAGGGAUGGGAAAAAUCAAUAUGCUCGUGGAUAUGGAGUUCCAGACUUGAACAAUGCAAUUGUCGAACGGUUCAAGAAAGAUGCUGGGCUUGUGGUAGAUCCUGAGAAGGAAGUCACUGUUACCUCUGGGUGCACAGAAGCGAUUGCUGCUACUAUCUUAGGGUUGAUAAAUCCUGGAGAUGAGGUGAUCCUCUUUGCUCCCUUUUAUGAUUCAUAUGAAGCCACACUCUCCAUGGCUGGUGCCAAUGUUAAAUGUAUAACAUUGCGCCCUCCAGAUUUUGCUGUCCCCAUCAAUGAGCUCAAGUCCGCUAUCUCAAAGAAUACGCGUGCAAUUCUUAUAAAUACUCCACACAACCCAACAGGAAAGAUGUUCACCAGAGAGGAACUCAAUACGAUUGCAUCCCUCUGCAUUGAGAAUGAUGUGUUGGUUUUUACCGAUGAGGUUUACGAUAAGCUGACGUUUGAAAUGGAUCACAUUUCCAUGGCAUCUCUUCCUGGAAUGUAUGAGCGCACAGUUACUAUGAAUUCCUUGGGGAAGACAUUCUCCUUAACAGGAUGGAAAAUUGGGUGGGCAAUAGCUCCUCCCCAUUUGACAUGGGGAGUGCGGCAGGCACAUUCUUUCCUCACAUUUGCUACCUGCACUCCAAUGCAGUGGGCAGCAUCAGUAGCACUAAGAGCCCCAGACUCUUACUAUGUGGAGCUAAAGAGAGAUUACUUGGCAAAGAAGACAAUUUUAGUGGAGGGAUUGAAGGCUGCUGGUUUCAAGGUAUUUCCAUCGAGCGGGACCUACUUUGUGGUUGUAGAUCAUACCCCUUUUGGGCUGGAAAAUGAUGUUGCUUUUUGCGAGUACCUGAUCAAGGAAGUUGGGGUUGUAGCAAUCCCAACCAGUGUAUUUUACUUGAACCCUGAAGAUGGAAAGAAUCUGGUGCGGUUUACUUUCUGCAAGGAUGAGGGGACUCUGAAGGCUGCAGUUGAGAGGAUGAAGGAGAAGUUGAUGAGAAAAUGAUCCGACAGCAUGGUUUUAGGAUGGAGUUUGAAGCUGUGUUUAUGUCUACCAAUUUGAAGACGACUUUCUCCUACUUUCUUAUUUUAUGAAUUAAUUAAUAAAAUUGCUUGCCCUGUUCAAAGGUGAAAACCAGGGGAUGACUAUGUCCUGUUCCUCCAAAUUUCAUCCAUUGUUGAUUUGUUGUGAUGGCUAUCCUUUCGCUACUUGCUGGUUGUAUUCUAUUAUUGCUGUUACAUCAAUACAGACGGUUAAUGGUCGUUGGCUGUGCC